Molecule: messenger RNA, 1741 nt
Organism: Chiroxiphia lanceolata (lance-tailed manakin)
Lineage: Eukaryota; Metazoa; Chordata; Aves; Passeriformes; Pipridae
Gene: PPP1R16A
Product: protein phosphatase 1 regulatory subunit 16A
Cellular component (GO): cytoplasm
Molecular function (GO): enzyme inhibitor activity; phosphatase regulator activity; protein binding
Source: RefSeq, a predicted model, not a curated record
GAUGCUGCUGGCGGAGCCGCGUCUCCCCACGGCUCCUUCCCGGCGGCGGGAGGCGGCGCCCUUCACCAGGGAUGGUGAUUCGGCCAUGGCGGAGCACGCGGAGCCUGCGGAGAUGCCGGCGGUGUCCCGGCUCAGCACCCCGGAGCGGCUCCACGCCCAGAAACGGCGGCACAGCAAGCAGCUCAAGAAGUGGGCGCAGGCGGAAAAGGAGGCGCCGGGAACGAAGGCGGAGCCGAGAGGAAGAGGGGGGGCAGGAGGAGGAAGAGCGCGCAGCAGCGGCGGCCCUGGAAUUCCCGGGAAGGGUGCCCUUGGGAUCCCCGGUGGUUCCGUUGGGAUGCGCGGGGGUUUCCCUGGGAAUCUCGGGAAUGCCGUCGGAUCCCCGGUGCCGGUGGCAGCUCCCGCAUUCCCAUCCCGUCGCUUCCCAGUGCGGCAGUUCCUGAGCGGGAUCAGCCCCGACCUGUGCAACGAGGGACUGACGGCCCUGCACCAGUGCUGCAUCGACGACUCCGGCCCCGUGGUGUCCGUGCUGCUGGACGCCGGCGCCGACGUGAAUUCCCGGGACAACAGCGCUUGGACGCCCCUCCACGCCGCCGCCACCUGCGGCCACCUCCGCCUGGUCCAGCUGCUCAUCCAACGCGGCGCCGACCUGCUGGCCGUGAAUUCCGACGGGAACAUUCCCUCGACCUGUGCGAGGACGAGGCCACUGGAUUUCCUGGAGAGCGCCAUGGCGAGCCGGCGCAUCGAGGAGGCUCGGGCCGCCACGGAGCGCUCCAUGAGGGAAAUCCGGGAGCUGGCGCGGGCGGGCGCCGACCUGGACGCGCCGCGGGGACACGGAGCCACCUUGGUGAGCGCGACUCACGUGGCAGCAGCCAACGGGUACCUGGAAGCGGCCGAGCUGCUCCUGGCCCGCGCCGGCACCGACUGCCGGGACGAGGACGGCUGGCAGCCCCUCCACGCCGCGGCCUGCUGGGGACACUGGAAUUUUAUGAUCCCCCCACCGCUUUUCCCGCCUCUCCAUCCCGUUUUUCCUUUUUCCCAUUUUCCCCCAUUUUUCCCCCCUCCAGGUGCAGCUGGUGGAGCUCUGGUGGCUCACGGCGCCGACCUGGGCGCCAAAUCCUGCUGGAGAACGCCCCUGGACGUGUGUGGUGACGAGAUUCGGGCCAAGCUGCUGGAGCUGAAGCACAAACACGCGCUCAUGAAAUCCCAGGAGAAGCACAAAUCCCUCCUCCAGCGCCGCACUCCAGCGCCGGCAGCCGCGGGAAGGUUGCGCAGGGUGAGCGUGUCCGAGCGCUCCAGCCUCUACCGGAGGAGCACGAGCGAGAGCCAUCGUGUGGCAGCGAGGGGGCGCGGGGACAGCGAGGACGAGGACAGGGACCGGCACGGAGAGGACCCCUCGGUGCCCUCCCCCGCGGACCCCCCGAGCCCCCUCCCCCGCAACGGCUCGGCGGUGUCCCCUCGCCCCCGGGGGUGUCGGGGGGGACCGGUGCCCCCCCCAGCACCCCCCGGAGCCCCCCCGCGCCCCCGGCCGGAGGAGGAGGAGGAGGAGGAGGAGGAGGGGGGGACCGGUGCCCCCAACACACCCUGGCCGAUCUCACGCGGCUCCGCGCGGCCGCCAAAACGCAGCGACCGCGACUCGACGACCCCCCCCGAACCCCCGACACCCCCUUAGGGGGGGCCCCGGACCCCCCGGAGACCCCCCCGGGGGUUUUGGGGCGCUGGGGACUCGGGGGGACCCCGGAGG